Knipowitschia caucasica is the source of this 2058-nucleotide messenger RNA. The record is from the annotation of a GenBank genome assembly. NCBI's taxonomy places the organism in Eukaryota, Metazoa, Chordata, Actinopteri, Gobiiformes, Gobiidae.
AUGGGGGGUGGGGGUUUUGAGAGUGGGAAGUAUGGGUUUGAUGUAUGGGGGAGGGGGUGGUGUUUGGUGGUGGGGUUGGGGUGUGGGGGUAGGUGGUUUGUGUUGGUGGUGAUGGGGGGGGUUUGGGGGGGGGAUUUUGAGUUUGGGUAUGAUGGGGGGGGGAUUUUGGGGUGGGAUUUGGGAGGGUUUGGGGGUUGGAGGGAGUGGGGGUUAUUGGGGGUUGGGGGGGGUUUUUGGUUGUGGGGGGUAGGGGGGGUGUAUGGGGUGGGGGGGUGGUGGGGUGGGUUGUGGGGUGGGGUUGGGUGGGGGGAUGGGGGGGGGGGGGGGGGGGUGGGGGGUGGUGAGUGUUGGUUGGGGGGGGGGGUUGGGGGGGUGGUGGGUUUAGGGGGGGAUGGGGGGGUUGAGGUGUUGGUGAUGUUGGAUAGGAUGGGGGGUGUAGGUGGGGGGGGGGUGAUGGAUGGGUGUGGGGUUGGUGGUGUAAUGGUAUGGUUUGGGGGUGUGGUUGUGGGGAUGGGAGUGGGGUGGUGGGGGAGGGGUUUUAGGGGGAUGGAAAUAUGGUUGGGGGGAAUGUUGAAGGGGGUGGGGAUUUAUGAGGAGGGGGGGGUUUUGGGGGUGAUUGUAUGGGAAGGGGUGGAUGGGAUGGGUGUGGAUUGGGGUGGGGGGGGAUGGGGGGGGGGGGGGGGUGUGGGGGGGGGGAUUUUUUUUGUGUAUGGGGGGGGGGAGGUUGGGGGGGGGGGGGGUAUUUGGAGUAGGGUGGGGUGGGGGUAUUGUGGUGGGGGGGUGGGUAUGGUGAUGGGUUUUUGGGGGGAUUUGUAUGUUGGGGGGUUGGAUGUGGUGGGGGGUGGGGGGGGGGGGUGUGGGGUGGGGGUGGGUGUGGAGGUGUUUUGGGGUAGUGGGGUUGGGGUUAGGAUAAGGGGGGGGGUUGGGGGGGGUGGUGUUUUUGGGAUGGGAUUGUGGUAUAAGAUAUGUUGGUGGGGAGAUAUUGGGGAGUGGUGGGGGGGGGGGUUAUGGAUGAUGGAGAUGUUUGAUAUUUGGGUUGGGGGGGGAAUGGAGAUGUGUUGGUAUGGGGGGUGGGGGGUAUGGAUAUGGGGGGGUGAGGUGUGGGGUUGGAAUGGGGGGGGGGAGGGGGGUGGGGGUGGGUGGGUGGGGAGUAAUAAGGGGGUGGGGGUGUGGGGGGGGGGGGUUGGUAGGGGUAGGAUAGGGGGGGGGGUUGGGGAGUGGGGGUGUGGGUGGGGGGUUAAGUGGGGGGGAUUGGUUGAUGGGGGGGGGGGAUUUGGGGGGUGGUUUGGGGUUGGUGGGUUGUUGGGGGGGGGGUUGGGGAUAAGUUUUGGGUUAAGGAGUGGGUUGGGGGGGGGGUUUUUUGAGAUUGUGUGGUAUGUUGGGGGGGGGGGGUUGGGGUGUGGUGUGAGGUGGGGGGAUGGGGGGAAAGGAGUUGUUAUGGAGGGUGGUGUUAUGAGGGGGUUGGUGGUGGUGGUUAUGAUGGGGUGGUGGUGGGGGGGGGGAUUUGGAGUAGGGGGGUGGGUGGUUUUUGGGGGGGGAAUUGGUUGGGUGUGUGGGGGUUGGGUAUGGUGGUGGGUGGGGGGUUGGUGUGGGUUAGGGGUGAUAUUGGUUGGGUGGUUGUGGGGGGAUUGGGUGUUGGGGGGGGGGGGGGGUUGGGGUUUGGGGGGGGGUGGGUUGGGGUUUGGGGGUGUGGGGGGAUGGGUUGGGUGGGGGGGGUGGGGGGGGGUGGGGUUGUUGGGGGGGGUGGUAGGUGGUGUGUGUGUUGUGGGUGGAGUUGUUGUUGGUGGGGUUUGGGUUGGGGGUGGGGUGGGGGGGGUUGUGGGUUGGGGGGGGGUUUUUGUGGUGGGGUAUGGGGGGGGGGUGGGGGGGGGGGGUUUGAUGGGUGUGGUGUUUGGGGGGGUUUUGGGUUUUGGGUUGGGGAGUUGGGGGGGUGUUUGGUAUGGGGGGGGGGGGGGUUGGGAUUGGGGGUUAGGGGGGGAUGGGUUGGGGGGGGUUUUGUGUGGGGUUUGGUGGGGUGGGGGGGGGGGGGGGGGGGGGGGGUGGAGGUUGGGGGGGUAG